Molecule: messenger RNA, 2070 nt
Organism: Phanerochaete carnosa HHB-10118-sp
Lineage: Eukaryota; Fungi; Basidiomycota; Agaricomycetes; Polyporales; Phanerochaetaceae
Exons: 3
Coding region: 1-2070 (689 amino acids)
Cellular component (GO): cytoplasm
Source: RefSeq, a predicted model, not a curated record
AUGCAGUCUACUCACGCGAGGCAGUCCUCGAACGACGAUGCAGAUCGCACCAACCGCUUCCUCUCGUCUUCGAGCGGCGCAGACACGCCUAAUACCCUCAGUCUCCGCGAGCGUGCUGCCAGCCAGCCACCGCGCACCUCCAACUCGCAGGCCUUCCUCGCAUCGCCGUCCCUUCAAUCGAUGCGCACCAGCUCAGGAGGCCCUGGAGUCUGGCCCCGAUUCUCGUCCGGUCUGAACUUUGACUCCUCACUCCAGCCGGGCCUACCGUCCUCUGUUCCGACCCGCAGCUCUUCAUUCUCCACCAGGGCUGGCUCUGCCUUUCCUUCUGCCAUGCGCGAUUCCCGCUUUGCGUCCACCUUCGAAGACGAUGAGUCUGAAGCACUCUCCGACAUGAACGACCCCUUCGACGACCGCUACCUCGGCACGUCUCCUCCCGCCGCGAUUGGCUCAGGCAUCCCUGGCCGCGGCCGUACUUAUGCCGCAGAUAUGACGCGCAGCCGCUCCCAGUCUGUCGCGACAACCACCCGUCCCGGUGCCCUUGGUUCAGCCUUUAACGGCGCAGCCCUUUGGAACGACCCCGCCUUCUCGGGCUCGAAUCCGCUGCAGAUUCCGCCCCCUACAUCGCGCUACGACAACAUCAAGCCCGCCGGCAGCAGCCGCUAUGGCAGCUUGGGCGCGCUCGGUCGCUCUCCCUCGAACGGUUAUUCACAUGGCGUCAGCAGUUUCACGGACCAGUCGAAUAUGAGCCCGUUUGUUCGCGAUCUUCAGCAAAUCAUGAACGAUGAUGUCACACCUUACCGGGACCCCUGGCUUUCGCGCGGUGGAGCUGACGAGAAUGGUGGCGGCGGCAGCGGUACGACCUCUCGCCGACACAGCGUAAGCGUCAUCGCUCGCCCACGGCCGUCUGUCGUAGGUUUCAACGCGCCUGGGCUAGACUCAGACGAAUCCAUGCAACAUGGCCAUUCCGCAGGAUACAGCUUCUCAUCUGCUAGCAGUGGAGGAGGGCUUCUUCUCACCGACGACGACCUUGCGAGCGACCUCGGCAUGCUAUCCCUUGGCACCGAAACAGGCCGUUCCCCUCAUCUCGCCGGCACCGCCGCACCGUCGUCGCUGCCCAGUGGCUCGGGUCUCGCACGCAGCCCUGCUUACGAGCGUCUCUCGCCGUAUCAGCCGCUGCACCUGAACAUCCCUGGUGGCACCGCAACCGGCUACCGUGGUGGCGCAGUAGGGUCUCCGAGUGAUAGUGCAUUUAGCGGCGGCAGUCCUAGCCGUCACCAGCUUGAGGGCGAGUAUCCGCCUCAGGCGCGAGAGAACGUCGGGCGUGGGCUUACGGCACGGUUCGUACCUGGGCAAGGCAUUCAGCAUAUCCCUGAGGCGAGCUUAUUGCCCACACCGAUCACUCCAGGUGGCCAGUUGAGGAGUGGUUACGCCGGAGGCGCGAUGCAACGUCGCGCGUCGGACGCGACGAAAAGCAUCACAGAACUCGGGAAGGGCGUUCCCCUGCAUGCGGUACCGACCAGCUGGCCACUGUACAUUGUCGAGUUCAAGGCAGGCCGCACAGAUUUGUUCUACUGCACGGACCUCGCGCUCGACAUUCGUGUCGGGGAUCUCGCCAUUGUCGAAGCUGAUCGCGGACGCGAUCUGGGCAAGAUCGUCAAUGACACGAUUACACUGGCCGAGGUGGAAGAGUUCCAGCGUCAGCAGAAGGCUAUGAGCAGCUAUGCCGAAGUCCAGGGGCAGAUGCCUACGAGUCCGACUGGGCAGGGCGCGAAGGAGAUCAACCCGAAGCAGAUUUAUGAGAAGGCGAGGGCGGAGCACACGCAGGGUUUGGCGCAGAAGGUGGCGGACGAAGCUAAGGCUCUUGAACUCUGCCGCACGAAAGUUAAGCAGCGCAAGCUGCCCAUGGAGGUCGUCGAUGCGGAAUACCAGUGGGAUCGUCGUAAACUCACGUUCUACUUCAUUGCCGAGAAGCGCAUCGACUUCCGUGAGCUCGUGCGCGAGCUCUUCAGGUUGUAUAAAACUCGUAUCUGGAUGGCGUCCCUUGGCGGACCCGCUGCACACGAACAAUGA